Meloidogyne enterolobii is the source of this 2820-nucleotide messenger RNA. The record is from the annotation of a GenBank genome assembly. NCBI's taxonomy places the organism in Eukaryota, Metazoa, Nematoda, Chromadorea, Rhabditida, Meloidogynidae.
UUUUUGCCCAAAAAUAGGCAAAAAUUAGCUGCGCAAAUCAUGGGUCAGCUCAGGAGAAUUUCUGGCAGUCAUGGACCUAAGAAAAAAUCAACAUUUAAAAGCAAAUUAAUGAGGAAUACAGGAAUAGAUACAAUAACAAAUAUCCCUAUUAGAUUAUCUAUUUGGCCACUAUUAUUGGUAACAUCUGUAACUUUCUUGACCGGUUUAACAUUUGUUGAAACGCAAAAUGCAUGCAGAGAUUGUACACAACGUGGAUGUUUUUGUGUUGGAGAAAAGGGGGGGAUGGGCCCUCCAGGACCGCAAGGACCGCCAGGAAUAGCUGGAAGUAGAGGAUUUCCUGGUCCUGAAGGAUUGCAAGGACCAAAAGGCCAGAAAGGCGCACAAGGGCCACCUGGACCGCCUGGACUGAAAGGAGAUAGAGGACCUAUUGGCGUGCCUGGAUUUUCUGGCAACGAUGGAAAUCCUGGAAGACCUGGAGAAACUGGUCCACCAGGACCACCCGGAUGGGAUGGUUGUAAUGGAACUGAUGGUCUUCCUGGUCUGCCUGGAAUGCCGGGACCACCUGGGUUGCCUGGAUUUCCUGGAACAGCUGGUCUAGAUGGACCAAAAGGAGAGCCAGCCAUUGGAUAUGCUGGUGCGCCAGGAGAAAAAGGAGAUAGCGGUGUUCCUGGUGUACCUGGACUUUCUGGCCCGCCAGGUAGAGAUGGUUAUCCUGGUGAAAAAGGAGAUAGAGGAGAUAUUGGACCAGCAGGCCCGCGUGGUCCCCCUGGUGAGGUUGGACUGCCUGGAAACCCAGGAAUUGGAAGUAUUGGUCCAAAAGGAGAUGAGGGUGAUUUAGGACUGCCUGGCCCUCCUGGACCUCCAGGUCCAAGUGAAUUCACCGGUCAGGCUGCAAUUAUUGGUCCAACUGGUUUUCCGGGAGAGAAAGGCGGAAAGGCAAGAGAACCAGGACCAAGAGGAUAUCCUGGCCAAGCAGGAUUACCAGGCCAGCCGGGAUUGUCAGGGAUUAAAGGAGAAAAAGGAUUGCCUGGCCCUGCUGGUCCUAGAGGAAAAGAAGGAAGACCAGGACAUCCAGGCCCACCUGGUCUUAAAGGCGAUCGUGGUGUUGACGGUAUUUCCGGUGUACCUGGCCCACUAGGCCAGAAAGGAGAACAAGGAUAUCAAGGAAGGGAUGGAACUAAAGGAGAAAGAGGCCCUCCUGGCCCACCUGGUGGUGGGGAAUUCUCUGAUGGACCGCCUGGACCACCUGGCUUGCCUGGCCGUCCCGGUCAACCAGGCCUGCCAGGAAAUGACGGUUAUACAGGCCCGCCAGGUCCACCCGGACCGCAAGGAUUACCUGGAGGUGUCGGAGUGCCAGGAUUGCCUGGUUUUGAGGGUGCUCCGGGAAUUAAAGGAGAGAAGGGAGAUUCUGGAAUUCCCGGAGCUCCAGGCAUUGCUGGACCGCCCGGUCUGCCUGGAUUAUUAGGACCGAAAGGAGAACCUGGUCCAAGAGGAACACCGGGCAUAGCAAUUCCUGGACUACAAGGCAAAGAUGGUCGUCCAGGAUUGGAUGGUGCUCCAGGAAGGAAAGGAGAGAUGGGAUUAACUGGAAUGCGAGGCCCACCUGGCGAUUCAUUAAAUGGGAUGCCAGGUCCACCAGGCUUUCCCGGAGCCCCUGGUCCAAAAGGAUAUGAUGGCCGUGAUGGUGCACCAGGUCUUCCAGGAAUCCCAGGAAUGAAAGGAGAACGUGGUGGUGAAUGUUCAAUUUGUUCACCUGGUGUCAAAGGCGAGAAGGGCCUUGCAGGUUAUCCAGGAUUACCUGGACCACAAGGUGAUCGUGGUCUACCCGGAAUGCCAGGAAUGGUUGGAGAUGCUGGCGAUGACGGAAUGCCCGGAGCAGUUGGCCCGGCUGGCCCACCUGGUUUGCCAGGAAGAGAUGGAUUACCUGGGGUACCUGGUCUAAAGUAUGCUCAGAUUUACUUAUUAUGUUUAGUUAAAUAUAAUUUUUACCCAACUUCAGAGGUGAACCAACACAAUUGCGUCUUCGACCAGGCCCACCCGGAUAUCCAGGGCCUAAAGGAGAUGGUGGAUUUCCUGGACCGCCUGGGCCAGAAGGAUUGCCAGGAAAAGAAGGCGCACCCGGAUUUCCUGGAGCGCAAGGACCUGAAGGACAAAAGGCAUGUAAAAAUGAAUAUCUGUUUUAGUAUUGGUGAGCCAGGAGCUUAUGGAAUCCCUGGAAAGCCCGGUCAAGAUGGAUUACCCGGCUUGCCUGGCACCAAAGGAGAACCUGGCUAUGGUCUGUCUGGAGCAGCUGGGUUGCCUGGACCAAAGGGAGAAGCAGGACUGCCAGGUGCACCAGGAUUUCCUGGACAAAAAGGAGAACCUGGACCGAUGCCGCCGUUAAAUUUAUUGCCAGCUGGAAAGGAUGGCCCACCCGGAUUGCCAGGCCUUCCAGGGUUGAAAGGAGAGCCAGGGUUCCCUGGUUUACCAGGUGCUGAUGGCCUUGCUGGCGUGCCUGGUCUACCAGGACAAAAAGGAGAACCCGGUUCUCCAGGAUUUCCAGGCUUAGAAGGACCGCCCGGACCUAUUGGAAUUGAAGGAUUGCCCGGUCAACCUGGCCUUCAAGGCUUGCCAGGAUCUAAAGGAGAAGCGGGCAGACCUGGUCAACUCGGAUUUACUGGACAGAAAGGCGAACCAGGACCUUCAAUUCACGGGCCUCCAGGUCCUCCAGGUUUUCCUGGCCUUAAAGGCGAUGCUGGACUACCUGGUCUUCCCGGACAGCCUGGUCUCGAAGGGUUUGUAAUAUUAAUCAUUACUAGGAUAACGGAAACUCAACAAUAG